Syzygium oleosum is the source of this 1207-nucleotide messenger RNA. RefSeq lists its product as uncharacterized. The coding region runs from base 457 to 1053 and encodes 198 amino acids. Gene Ontology annotation, molecular function: RNA binding. The transcript is spliced from 4 exons. NCBI's taxonomy places the organism in Eukaryota, Viridiplantae, Streptophyta, Magnoliopsida, Myrtales, Myrtaceae. The record is from RefSeq and is a predicted model, not a curated record.
GGUCCCCAUGGAUCGGGUCCAUACAAGGAAUUUCUCUCUCUCUCACACACACACAUUCCGCCAUUCCGGCACAUGGCCGAAGGACCUUGGUCAAAGUAGCAGAACGAACGACGAACAUUACAAUUUGGCCAUCUAACGUAGAGAUCUAAUAAUUCUGAUUAAAACUAAGAAUAGCAUAGCCUUCAGACUUUCAGAGAACUCUUAGGAUGAUUGGAAUUUCUUGGCGAUGCUUUUAUCUCUUUCUUCACCCCCAGGUACUCGUUCAUGUCUCUGUCAGACUUCCUCUAGAGAUGGAAGGCAUUCUUGGGCUUCUUUAUUCCAAACAUAUAAGCUCACUCCAUCUCAAACUCUACGCCUUACCAGGUCUCAUGGGUUCUCAUAUUUGUCAAUCGUCUCACGUUUUCUUCAUCAAUUCACUGGAGAGAGAGAGAGAGAGAACAAUUUUAAGUUGCUCGAAUGGGAGCACUGAAUUUGACUAUCCAGGUUCAGAAUGUUGAUCCAACCGUGACCACUGCAGAGUUGGAGGCAUAUUUCUCGUACUGCGGGACUGUGGACAAGAUCCAGCUCCAGAGGAAUAAGGACGAGUCCCAAUCGGCGCUGGUGACUUUCAGGCAGCCGUUUGCGUUCCGGACUGCUCUUCUUCUCGAUAAUGCACUAGUUGGCAGGCAACCGAUUCGGGUGUCGCCAUCAAAGGAUUCAACAAAUGAUCUUCCUUCAAUUAAGUUGGAGAGUGACACCAAGGAUGAUCAGGAGCACGCUCGGCUCGUUCCAGGCGUUCUUCGUCCCAAUGAAGCCGUGACACCAGGAGGCGCCACCAACAUAUUGGACAGGACCAGGGACAAGUUGGAGGAGAGGUACAAGUUGUCCGAGAAAGGCCGACUGGUGGUCGACCAGACACGCUCGGCGAUUCACACCGCCGAAAAGGCGGCAGAAUGCUUCAGAUCUUUGCUGGCAAGCAAUCCCUACGUUGCCGCUGGUCUGGUGUUCCUAUCCGGGGCGCUUUAUAAGGCUGCAAUGUACGCAUCUCAAGUGUCGGCUCGGAAAAAAAAUUGACCCUUCAAAACUCCAAGACCCAGAAAUUUACACCCAUGACAUAAUACUAUAAUGUCGUCCUUGUACAGCACUCGUCAGAUUUGUUGAAACAUCUGAUGAAUGUAAACUUCUCUGAUUCAAUUAUAAAGUUUAAGAUCGAGUACUGAUCUGCAAA